Molecule: messenger RNA, 928 nt
Organism: Paramuricea clavata
Lineage: Eukaryota; Metazoa; Cnidaria; Anthozoa; Malacalcyonacea; Plexauridae
Source: the annotation of a GenBank genome assembly
AUGGCGGGGACCAAGCGUUUGUCCACACGAGAUGUUGACUAUGCGCAAUUAAAUAAUUUUAGCUCUGUUGUUUUAUACAACAAUACUGCCCCGCGAAAGAAAAAAGGAAAGACUUUUCAAGUUGAAAGAAUAAUCGGAAGAAAGAAGGAAAAACACGUAAGUAUUAAAGUGAAAUUAGCUGAAUUUACAACUUAAAAUUUCUCUUAAGAAUAAAUGUCUGUACUAAAAGUUGACAUUUUGAAGUAAUUGACUCGUUAUUCAUUAUGUUAUUCUUGAUUUUGUUAUAUUAGGACUAUCUAUAUCUUAUUAAAUGGGAUGGAUGGCCUUUACACUCGUGCACAUGGGAACCUUCUGCUCAUUUGCCUGAUAGUUUACUAAGGUAAAGUUAAAGUGACGAUGAUAGACUUACACUAUUAAAUUUACACACGAUUCUGAUUCUCUUAUUUCUACACAUGAUACAUAUUAACCGAAUUUCUUCUGUCAUGUCGUUUCAAGGGGUUAUGAGAGACCGCCAAAGCCUUCUGCCAGCAGAUUGGAGACAACUGCCAGAGCAUUUGCAUGUGGUGGUUUGUGCAUGCUGAAGUCCAAAUCAAUGGGUAAUGGAUACAUCAAGCUCGAUCUUGAUUGCUGGCGUUAUGUUACCCAGGGUAAAGGGACACCAUCACAGCACAGAGGCCAUUUUAUGUUUGAAAAGAACGAUUUUGAUCGCCUUCCAAUGCUACCUCCCGACUGGUGGUAUUAUUUUAAUGUACAUGGGGAAGGUAAGAAAAUAGACUUCCCCAUUAAGAUUAAGCCUCUAAUUGGUUGGUCACCAAAGAAGCAUGUCUUUGAUGGCAAGAAAGUUGUACCGGGACCAAGGUUUCCAAUUGAAAAACUAAGUGUUUCCUUUGCUCGGCUACCCUGUAAUAAGAGAAAUCUUUUUAGUUAA